AAGAAAUAAGUGUUAUAAAAAAGAUUUCAAGUCCGACUUCUUUACUCGCAUUCCCCCUCGCUUCCCUGACUGUGGUCGGUCUCGCUCGUUCUUUCUCUCCCCUGCCGCUUGCUAUCUCAACUGAUUUUUCACUAUCUUAUGAAAAAAUUCUGUCUUGCGUUUCGAAAUCCCCUUCGAAUUGUCGUUUUGGAGCUCAUGGUUUAGGUUUUUGGAGAUUCUUCUUAAAGGAAUGCAGAGGGAGAUCGAAACGAUCUCGGUUAUGCUCAAUCACAGCUUCUGUUCUUGAAGAGUUUUUCUCCUUUUGUCACGAAAUCUUGACGUUCGCGGUGGAUCCUAGGGUUUUUCAAAGUGAAGAUCUGGUUGGUGAAACCGGGCUAUGGACUACGGACUUUCCGACAGCAGCGGAACAGAUGAUGAUCUUCCUCCAUCACAUCAAAACAGGGUUCACAGAGGAGGUCGUGUUGCAGGGAAUGGGAGAUCUACUGUUGUGGGUUCUGUCCCGUACGCUAGAAUGCAUAGUGACAUGGAGACCCAGAUCCACCAACUUGAACAAGAAGCAUACAGUUCGGUACUUCGGGCUUUUAAAGCUCAAUCAGAUGCCAUUACUUGGGAGAAGGAAAGUUUAAUAACAGAACUUAGAAAAGAGUUGCGGGUAUCAGAUGAUGAGCACAGAGUGCUUUUAGGCAGAGUUAAUGCAGAUGAUAUCAUCAGGAGGAUAAGGGAGUGGAGACAGGCAGGUGGACACCUACCCGGGCUGCUCAGUAAUGCUCAACCAGUUCACGAUCCAAUGCCCAGUCCUACUGUCUCAGCGUCACGCAAGAAGCAGAAGACAUCACAGUCUGUACCUUCUCUGUCAUUAGGUGCACCAUCCCCAUCGUUGCACCCCCAAACAGGGGCUGGGUCAAUGCAGCCAUCAUCUUCAGCUGCAAAACGAGGAGUUGCGAUAGGAGCUAGAGGCAAGAAGCCUAAAGCAGGUCUGACAAUGCCUGGUGCAUCCUCAAUGAAGUCCAUGCAGCACACCUCUACAGGUCCAACUGGAAGGGGCCAAGUUCCUAAUCGUGCUUCCUCUGGUGCUCUUGUUGCAAAUGAACCAAGUGAAGCAGCAGCAUUUGAUCCAUUGAUUGGGCGGAGGGUGAAGACAAGAUGGCCUGAAGAUAACAACUUCUAUGAAGCCGUUAUAACUGAUUACAACCCUGUUGAGGGACGGCAUGCUCUAGUCUAUGAUAUGAACACACCGGUUGAGACAUGGGAAUGGGUUAACCUUAAAGAGAUCUCACCGGAGGAUAUUCAAUGGGAAGGUGAAGAUCCAGGAAUUUCUCGUCGAGGUGGCCGUGGUGGAUCAGGUCGUGGGGUUAAGAAGAGCAUUGGUCGUGGUGGUGCUCUUCCAGGUGCAGGAAGAGGGAGAGGGGCUGUUGCGAAGGGUCAGUCAAAGAAAGACUUCCCACCUUCACAGAAUGGAAUUGGAAAGAAAGCUUCAGAUGACAUUGAAAUACUCCACACAGACACUCUAAUUAAGGAGUUAUUUGAGCAGGUCGAGAGGGUUUUCAAUACUAGCCAUCCUGAUCCUCAUGAGAUAGAGAAGGCGAAAAAAAUGCUGAAAGAGCAUGAACAAUCACUUAUCGAAGCAAUUGCAAGGCUAGCAGACACAUCGGAUGGCGAAAGUGAUGACCGACAGCGGGGGUGGAGAAAUAGGCAAUUUGGUGGCAACCAGCGCUCAGCAGAUAUUGAUGAUGAGAUGGGCGGAGAAGGCAGACGUGAAGGUUCAGAAGGUGACGAUCAGAUUAACAGAGAAGGUAGAGUAACAGCUGAUGAUCACCAUGACAGGGACGACGGUGAAGAUGACAUGUGAUUUUCCAGGAAUUCACACCUUGGGUCUCUCAACAACGUACAUCCAUGAAUAGCCCACCCCAUGUAUAAUUCCCAUGUUAUAAUCUUAUAUACGUUCUACCCCUGUGGAAUAACAGCUGCAGUUGUGAAAGGAGGGGUUGAUCUCAUUUAUCCAGUGGAAAGUCACUGGUAAAGUUAAGGAAAGCCAUGUAAAAUUAUUUUGAUCAGUGAAUAACCUGUGACCUUGUAACUAGUGUCUUGAAAAGAGCUGCUUCUCUAGUGUUGCAGGUUGUACUUA
Macadamia integrifolia is the source of this 2125-nucleotide messenger RNA. RefSeq names its product protein EMSY-LIKE 3-like. Bases 377 to 1849 code for a protein of 490 amino acids. NCBI's taxonomy places the organism in Eukaryota, Viridiplantae, Streptophyta, Magnoliopsida, Proteales, Proteaceae. Gene Ontology annotation, cellular component: nucleus. Gene Ontology annotation, biological process: defense response to fungus. The transcript is spliced from 10 exons. The record is from RefSeq and is a predicted model, not a curated record.